Fusarium keratoplasticum is the source of this 1416-nucleotide messenger RNA. RefSeq names its product Ammonium transporter. The record is from RefSeq and is a predicted model, not a curated record. The coding region runs from base 1 to 1416 and encodes 471 amino acids. The transcript is spliced from 4 exons. Gene Ontology annotation, molecular function: ammonium channel activity. Gene Ontology annotation, cellular component: plasma membrane. Gene Ontology annotation, biological process: ammonium transmembrane transport. NCBI's taxonomy places the organism in Eukaryota, Fungi, Ascomycota, Sordariomycetes, Hypocreales, Nectriaceae.
AUGUCGUCGCUCCCCUACAAUGGAACAGAGGGCAAGGCCGACGAUGGCUAUUCUUCUGGCAUCCAUGACCUGAAUGUCUUCUACGACACCGGGCACCUGACCUUCAUCGUCAUCUCCGCUGUCCUGGUUCUUCUCAUGAUUCCCGGCGUCGGCUUCUUCUACAGCGGCCUCGCCCGUCGCAAGUCUGCCCUGACGCUGAUUCUGCUGUCCAUGGCCUCGGUCGCCGUCAUCAGCUUCCAGUGGUUCUUCUGGGGCUACUCCCUGACCUUUUCUCGAACUGGAAACGCCUUCCUGGGCGACCUCACCCAGUUCGGUCUCAUGAAGACUCUGGCUCAGCCCAAUGGAUCUUCUUUCCUUCCUGAUAUCCUGCUGUGCCUUUACCAGGGCAUGUUUGCCUGCAUUACUCCUGCCCUCGCUAUUGGUGCCGUUGCUGAUCGUGGCCGUGUCCUCCCUGCCAUGGUCUUCAUGCUCCUCUGGUCUACCAUUGUCUACGACCCCAUUGCCUACUGGACCUGGAACGGUAACGGUUGGCUGUUCAACCUCCCCAGCUACGACUUUGCUGGUGGCGGUCCCGUUCACGUUGCUUCGGGAACUUGCGCCCUCGCCUACUCCCUGAUGCUCGGCAAGCGUACUGGUUACUCUCGCAACAACGGUCUCCCCUACCGUCCUCACAACGUCACCCACGUCGUGCUCGGCACCGUCUUCCUCUGGGUCGGUUGGUUCGGCUUCAACGGUGGUUCUGCUCUCGGCAUGAACAUUCGCGCCGUCAUGGCCUGCUACGUGACCAACCUUGCCGCCUCUUGCGGUGCCAUUGCCUGGACUCUUCUCGAUUACCGUCUCGAGAAGAAGUGGAGCACUAUCGGUUUCUGCUCUGGUGCCAUCUCUGGUCUCGUUGCCAUCACCCCUGCUGCUGGCUUCGUCAAGCCCUGGGCUGCUGUCAUCAUCGGUGUCUGCGGUGGUAUCUUUUGCAACUUUGCCACCAAGCUCAAGUUCGUCCUCAACAUCGAUGACGGUCUUGAUAUCUUUGCCGUCCACGGUAUCGGUGGCAUGGUUGGCAACAUCCUCACUGGUAUCUUUGGAACCAAAUCCAUCGCUAACCUCGACGGCGGCGAGUACGACCCCAUCGGUUGGGUUGAUGGCCACUGGGUCCAGCUCGGCUACCAGAUCGCCGGCACCUGCGCCGCCUUUGGCUGGUCCUUUGUCCUCUCGUGCAUCCUCCUGUUCCUCAUGAACCUCAUCCCCGGCCUCUCGCUGCGCGUCUCUGCCGAGGAGGAGGAGCUCGGUCUCGAUGACGGUCAGCUCGGCGAGUUUGCCUACGACUAUGUCGAGCUGACCCGACACAUGGCUGAUAGCACGCACCCUCACUCAGUUGCCAGUGCUCAGACUAGCCAGGAGAAGAUUCAGGGGAAUGCUUAG